UUCAGAUGGGAUUGUUUUGCCGAUUGCACCUGAGCAACAAAUCAAGAUGGAUUUUUUCCACCAACACAACCACUAUGACAGUUGUGAAAUCUGCUGUAGAUAUCAAACGAAAUCACUUCAACUUGACCGAGGAAGAGGCUAUUUUACACUCUCUUGUAAACAAAAUUGAACCUCAAUUGAACUCAGAGGAUCAGCAAAUAUUUAAGCAUUACGUGUAUCAAAUUUUCCCUGGGAUAGAAUUAAUGAUAUUUGAAAACAACGAUUUGAAAGGUGCUCUGGAGUCAGCUUUUCAAGAUAACGGAAUGGAGCCACUUGAGGAGCAAAUAAAAUUCGGCCUGCAACUUUUUGAUGCUAUUCGCGGUAGCCAACCAGUCGCGUUAGUUGGCAAAUCUAUUUCUGGAAAGACGACCACACUUAAAAUGCUAAUUCACGCCUUGAGGAAAUUAAAGCUACCUGAUUUUUCAACGAUUAAGCUCCACGCUAUUAAUCCUGAUUUACUAAGCUACAACGACAUUUUCGGGUUGAAGCAAGAAAAUAAAUUGAUACCUGGUAUAAUACAAAGAAUUUUACAAGCGUGUGAGCCAGAUGAGCGAGUUGAUUCACACUGGAUAUAUUUUGAUGGCACAGUGAGCGAUACUUGGUUGGGAAACGUGGUGCAGCUUUUAGAUCAUAAAUAUCAAUUCUGUGGUCUCAAUGAAAUGGGACUAAUAUUGACCAACAGGAAGGCGAAAAUCCUGAUUGAAACAAGUUCGUUAGACGCAGUAUCUCCAAACAUCAUCAGCGCUUUCUGCUCCAUUUAUUUCGGAGACUUACAUAUUGGGUGGCGGCAAAUUGUUCAACCGUGGAUCGAAAAAUUUGAGGAAGGCGCUUUAAAAUUGGAGCUUCAACUUCUGUUUUCGGAGUCUUUGCAAAAAUGCUUUGAUUUUAAAAAGGCUAGAUGUUCAGAAAGGAUUCGGCAAAAUGAAGUGAGCGCAUCCAAGAACCUGUGUGCCAUUUUGCAAUGGCUUAUAUCGAAACACCCGAAAUUCAACGGCGAAAAGGAAACUACACAGCUCGCGAAGAAGUGGUUUUACUUCAGGUAUAUUUGAUAAGAUGCUCGAAUGUUUUCGGCUAAAAGUUUUUGCAGUGUUCUUUGGGGGAUUUUUGGAGCGACUCAUGAAUCUUGUCACUCUUUGGUUGACGAGUUUGUGCGGUCAUUGGAGAGUGAUGUGUUUCCGAAAGAGGAAACUGUGUUUGACUACUUUGUGGAUUCCAAGCGGAAGAAGUUUGUCAACUGGACCAGCACCAUACCACGGGUUUGGAAAUACCACCAAGGAUUACCAGUUCAUGAAAUCCUGGUUCCAACUGCAACUUUAGCGAAGUUCCAAUACGUAUUGAAAAUUCUCAUUGAGCAAAAACGUCCCGUGCUUGUCAGUGGCUGUCUCGGAAGUGGAAAAUCUUACACAAGCGAUAAAGUCAUGGAAAGCUUUGAAUGUGAAAAAUACAGUAGCUUGAAAAUCAGUUGCACAGCAAUGACUAGCAAAACUGUGUUGAUGGAUAUUAUCUCUAAAAAAAUGCAGCCUAGAUCAAAUAAUGUCUUAGCACAUAAGAAAGCUAAAUCUCUUAUACUGUUCAUUCAAGAUCUGAAUUUGACAGAGAAGAAUCCAUCGGCGGCUGAAAUUUUCCGCCAAUGGCUUGACUAUGGAUUCUUUAUGAAUGAGAAUUUACAGGAGUCUGCAUUAGAACACUUGGGCCUCAUUGUGUCUCUGAGUCACAGGGGAUACGAUAUGAAUUUGGACGAAAGGCUUAGCAACAAAUUUGCGAAUUUGAAUUUCUCAAGCCCCACGGAUAGCGAGCUUGUCCACAUUUACGGUUCAAUUCUCGGCCAACACCUACUUCAUUUCGGAGAGCACAUCAAAGUUUUGGGAAAUCAACUGGUCGAAUCGACAGUAGCAUUACACAAAUCAAUCAAAGCAAAUAUUGUUGCUAAUAUAGACAACCCUCAGUGUGUGUACAGCCUCCAGAUCUUGUCACAGGUUAUUCAGGGAUUGACAUUGAGCAAUGUAAACCACCAUAACACUUUGCCAGCAAUGUGCAGAUUGUGGAUGAACGAAAUGCAGCGGGCGUACGGUUCGAGGCUGACAGAAAAGAGAUUAAAAGAUCAAAUUUGGAAGGAGGCAUUGUCACAUAUGAAGCAUAAAAUUGGCUUGGCUUAUGCUGAUUUGUACCCAGAUAAAAUAAUACCUUUGAUUGGGUUGUAUAGUGAUAAAGAUGAUGAACUUGAUAGUCAAGUGGAGAUUUCAAUAGAAAACGCUAGUGCACGGAUUGAGAACGCUUUGCUGGAUUACAAUAGUGACAAGAAAAACACUGAACUGCAAUUAGUAAUAGUUGAUGACACAGUACAGAAGGUGACUAACUUGGUCCGCAUUUUGUCGCAGCCCUCAUACCACAACAUCAUUCUGAAUGGAGAGGCUGGAAGUGGAAGAAAAUCUCUCCUUAAACUAUCGUCAUUUAUUUGUGGGUUGUCGUUUGUACUUGUGGAGCUCAUCAGUGGAUUCGAAGAAUUCAAGCUCUUUUGGAAAAACAUUAUUUUAAGGGCUGGAUUGGGAGGAGAAAAAAUUCUAGUUGGCAUAGAUGGAGAGCAUAUAUGUGAUGGAAGGUUUUUCGAACUCAUUAACUGCAUCUCGGAAAAUGGUACGUCUCCUGGACUUAUUUCAUCAGACGAACUUGAUAAAUUACGAUUAGUUGUCCCUCUAAAAUAUCGUGAGAACGUGGAAAUGUUUUUGGUCCAAGAAGUGAAGAAAAAUUUGCGCAUCGCAAUUAAAUUGAACUUCAACAAGGAUUUCCUCAGACACUUCCUUGUCAGCAAUCCAGCGUUUUUGAAGUGGAAUAUUGUUGCUCAUGAAGAAUGUUCUUACGAAACGUACCUCCAUGCUACCUCAAAAUAUAUAUCUAACCUUGAUCUGCCUUUCAUGAACGACAGAAAAGAACAAAUAGCGAUGUGUUUCGCCAAGUUUCACUCAGAUCUUUUAAGCGAGAUAAGGAAACAAGGCUGGGAAGCCAAAAUCACACCUGUUCAUUUAUUUCAGUGCCUAAGAACAUUUGAGAGCACGGUAGAAGAGCAACAAACUCAACUGCAAUCGAAGAGAGAAAUGUUUAAAAAAUGCACGGUUCAAUUAACAGCAUCCAUGAAAAAAAUGGCGGCAAUGUCUUCAGCACUUUUACGAGCACAAAGAAAGGUUGUCGACAGCCAGCGACAGUGCGAAACAGCUUUGGUUAUGUUGGGCCAAAAGAAGCGAGAAGUUGAGGAGCAAAAAUCCUUACACGAGAAAAAGCAGCAUCAAAUUGAUCAGGAAGAAGUUUCCAUUCAGCAACUAGCUAGAAUCGCUCACCAAGCAAUGGACGAGGCUAUUCCGUACCUAGAGGAUGCAGAUUUGGCACUUGAGACGAUUGAACCGAUCGACUUACAAAAUCUGCGAUCAUACGGAAGACCGCCACCCAUUGUAGAAUCAGUUAUUUCUGCAGUAAUGCUUUUAAAGCAAGCCGAUCCAACUUGGGCAGAGGCCAAACGGCAACUUGCUGAUCCAACAUUCAUUGAACAGCUCCACCAGUUUGACAAAGACCACAUUCCGGAAAAAAUUCUUAAAAGUGUCUCAUUAAUUACAAGCAACGAGGACUUUGUAUUGGAAAAAAUCGAGCUCAUUUCCAACGGAGCCAAAUUGUUGGCGCAGUGGGUGCUAGCGAUGGAAAAAUAUGGGAAAAUAUACAGAAUUGCUGCCCCGAAGCGUUCUAAGUUAGAGCGUGCGUCUAAAGAACUGCGAGAGCACCAAGCAGAGCUUGCAGAUAUAUAUUCCAAAAUUAUUGUUCUCCAGAAUAAACUCGUCAAGCAGAAAGUUGAAUAUGAGAAAUGCUUGGAGAGCAAAAGAAUCCUGGACGCAGAGGUUGAAGACAUGGCUUCAGAGCUGCAAAGAGCAAAUGAUUUGCUGACAGAUCUUUCAACUGAGGAACAGGAAUGGCAUACGUUUGAUGACAAUUUCCACCUUGUUUGCAAAGGCAAAUGUGUACAAAACAUCAACCGCUCAAUCCAGUACCAUUACUUUGGGGCGCUUAAACACAAUGAAAGACUAUCUUCGUUAAAAAUACUGAAAAAUUUGCUUGAUGAAUUACGGCUGAACGAUGAGGAUCGAUGCGUAGAUGACAGUGCUAUGACAAUAAGAAGAUGGAACUUGCAAAAGCUCCAUGAAGAUCGGUAUUUAGAACAGAGUGCGGAAAUAGUGAUGAAAAUCGGCAUAUCAGAACACAACCAAAGACCGACCCUUAUGUACGAUCCUCAAGGGUUAACACUUUCAUGGUUAAAAGAAGUCUACGUUGAUUGGGAUCCAGCAAAAUUGGUGUAUUUGAAGGUCAGUGACUGCGAAUUGGUAGAAAGAGUCACUACAUCUUUGCAAAGAGGAGAAAUUAUCUUUAUAUUAGAUUUAACCUUGAAAUUCUGUUCGAAAGCAAUUAGUAUUUUAAAUACCAUUCAAAAUGCUGAUCAUGAGAGACGGCCAGAAAUAUACUUUUUUGCGUCAGUUGAAAAUGUACUUACCAAUCCCAUCAUUGCAUCACAUUUCAAUAUCGUGGAAUUUUCGUGUCAAGUCGAAGGUCUCCAAAACUGUCUCCUGGAUGUUUUCGUUAAGAAAGAAAACGGAAUACUGCAUGCUGACAGAAUUGAGAAUUCCAAAAAAAUUUUGUUGGAAUCGCAAUCACUCAAAAGGCUUGUUCAUAAACUUCAAAAAACAAUUUUGGAAUGCAAGGAAACAAUUUUAGAUGACAAAACAGUCAUGGAUACACUGGAGAAAACUAAAGAAGCACUAGACUAUUCAAAAAAGACCAUGUCAGCGCUACUUGAAAAUGAAGAUCACAUAAACCAGCAUAGAAAGCACUUCGUCCAAAUGUGCAAUGAAGCUGCAAACUUCUACGUAAUGGUCAAAAGGCUAAACAAAGUUGACUCGUUGUUCACUCUAAAUUUAGAAGCAUUCAUCUCAUGUUUUGAGAGAGCUAUCCCUUCUAAAAUACCCUCUAUACUGUCACCAAAACAUCGAGCGGAUUUUGUUCGCAACCAUGCUUUGAACAUCUACAGCAUGUGUCUGCCUAAAUUCAAAGAGGAACACAAACUACUAUUAUCAUUUGUGAUUUGUCUCUGUUUCCUUGAAAAUUCUGGAGACGGGCCACUUCAACUUUAUGUCGACUAUGUGCUGCACAAAAUGAAAAUAUCUUCAGAGGAAAGUGAUUCAAACGGCAUUGGAUGGGUGUCAGGUGCUGCUUGGAAAAACGUGCAAAUUUUGCAAAGUUUUGGAGGACCGUUUGUGAAUUUAGCGAGAGAUCUGGAAGCAAACAAGGAAGAUUGGAAGAUUCUGUUGCGGUGCGAACACGCAGAACAAUUGGAUUUGCCUGGCGUUUAUAACAGCAUGGUACCCUCCCUGCGACUAAUGCUCAUCGCGUCACUGCGGCCAGAUAGAGUUUGUCAGUGCAUUUCUGAAUUUGUAUCGCUAUGGAUCGGCGACGACUUCUUGAAAAAACAAGAGAUAGAUUUCUUUUCAGUGGCUUCUCAGUCCACGCUUCAAGUUCCGAUUGUGAUUAGAGCAGAUGCGUGUAUUGAUAUUGUUUCAACCAUAGAAUGCAUUGCAAAUUUGAAUAAAGCAGUAAUCACUGGCGUGAAUUUUGGAGACAGAGAAUGUACCAUCGGCCGGGAUAUCCAGGAGAGGUGGAAUAUUUUGUUGUUUCCUACUGAAGAAAAACUUCAAAUGGUAUUGCAGCGGGCGCAGUUAAUAGAACCAAACAACAGUGUCAGGACUUGGGUGGUGAUAGACAUUAAAGAGCAACUGCAGAAUUACGAUUUUCAGCAUUCAGCUUUGUUUGUUUUGGAAAAACCACAGAGUAUUCAAGACAACAUGAAGCGUCUCUUGCAAAAUUUGCAAAUUAGGCACUGGUCCCAUUCUUUGAAACAACAUGCAUGGAAUGUUUCUCUUCUGCACACAUGUAUUCUUGGCAGGCAGAAUCUUUUGGAAGGGAAACUUUUGCAGCAAUAUGACUUUCCAGACACCGAUUUUCAUGUUGCUCUUUGCUUGCUGGAGAAAAUUGCUGCGAGGGGAUUUACUGACACUAUCAGCAAGGAAUUCUUAGAAUGGACCAUCGACGUAGCUUACUUGGGUCGGAUAAUCAACGAAGUGGACAGAACGAUGUUGACUAACAUAAGCAGUGAGAUAAUGUGGGAGCACGCGUUCACGGCAUCAUCAGAUGAUAAUCCACUGCAAAUGACGUGGAGCGAAGAUGGACUUUCAUUUGCAUUUUCCGAUUUGCCAACUAAGUCCUCAAAUAACCAGCAAAUGUUUGCGAUCAACGCGAGUUUUGCCAAUGAUUUGCGUGCAAGUGAAAGUUUGCUCAACAGUCUUCGCAAAUUGAGAGGAUUAACGCUGGAGACGCAGAUUGCAAGACUUGCAAAGCAAGCAAUCGCCAAAAUAGACGCACUUCUUGGAUUAGCGGAAUCAAAAAAUCUUGACUUUCAUGAGGACUCCAUCGCAUGGCCACAACUUCGGAAACAUUUGGAGCGAGAGCUUCAGUUUCUGCUUCAUGAAGUAUUCACGCCGAUGAAGAUGCAUGUUUUGGAUCUCAAAGAAGCGAUUUCAGGAAAACUUGUUUUCAACCGCGGCAUGCUAUCAGACGCGAUUGCACUGGAAAAAGAGCAGGUCCCAUCAAGAUGGUUUUCAAAUCAAGAAGAAGGGAGGACCUUGAGUUUUGAAAAUAUUAAGACGAAACUUUUGCUACUGACCCAAGUUGUUCAAGAUGUGAAAAGAUUAUCCCCUAUAACAAUUCAACUAAUAGCUUUUGAAUAUGCGGCCGCGCUUUUAUCGUCUCUAAAGCAGGCAAGUCUUGUAUUUUAAGUUCUUAAAAUUAUAGUUUAAUUUAUAAAUGUAAAGGAUUUGAGUGGUCAU
Molecule: messenger RNA, 6953 nt
Organism: Cloeon dipterum
Lineage: Eukaryota; Metazoa; Arthropoda; Insecta; Ephemeroptera; Baetidae
Product: dynein axonemal heavy chain 2-like
Exons: 41
Coding region: 1101-6902 (1933 amino acids)
Biological process (GO): cilium movement involved in cell motility
Cellular component (GO): 9+2 motile cilium; dynein complex
Molecular function (GO): dynein light intermediate chain binding; dynein intermediate chain binding; minus-end-directed microtubule motor activity
Source: RefSeq, a predicted model, not a curated record